Molecule: messenger RNA, 4245 nt
Organism: Thunnus maccoyii (southern bluefin tuna)
Lineage: Eukaryota; Metazoa; Chordata; Actinopteri; Scombriformes; Scombridae
Product: G-protein coupled receptor 135
Exons: 3
Coding region: 783-2249 (488 amino acids)
Biological process (GO): G protein-coupled receptor signaling pathway
Cellular component (GO): membrane
Molecular function (GO): G protein-coupled receptor activity
Source: RefSeq, a predicted model, not a curated record
AAGGCGUGGUUUCAGAGAAGGAGAGAGGGGAUAAGACGCAGGUAGAGACAGAUGCGAGUGGAGGUUACACAGAUGUUAAAACGGGAGCAUCAAAGAGGCAGAAGCAGAGCUAGGUUUUCUUUCUCCUCACAAGAGGUUGGGAGCCGCUGUUUUCUCCGAUCUCUUCGGCGGCGUUAGACACAGCUGAUGGUAAAGAAAUGGACUGACUUUCUUCUCCUCUCCUUAUGCAGGAUUGCAAAGGCCAAAUGGAAACGCUACAUGUAGCCUACAGUGUUGUUUGUAACGACAUGGAGUUGUGCAUAUAUCGCUACCGUGGCUUUGCUGGAUAUGCAGGCUGUGUUCUCUCAAAAAUAUCCAGAAGAAAACACGUUUCGGGCUCCGUUAGAACAAAGCUGGAACAUCAAGAAAACAGUUUGGACCUUAAUAACGUAUAAAGACAACGACUUGUUCCGUGUAGGUUUUCAAAACAAGACUGUGUGACUGUGGACAGGCUGGUAAUGUAUCAUGUAAUUUAGCAAACAUGAUGCUUCAGCAAGAUAUAAAUACGACUCUUUCUCAAAUUUUGAUGGAAUGUUAACAAAAUACAAAUAACUUCCCGAUAUUUCAAACAGGCCUAAUAAAUCAGCAUUUGUCAGAUGAUGAAAAUCGAAAACUACAAAUGGAUGAGAAGGAGUUGUCAUCUAUGUUUGAAUCCAGGACACCAGCACGGACUCAAAAUCUGAAUGGAUAUGUGUGUGUGAGACGAGGGAUGAGUGUUCUUGUACUGUUUUUGUGCUUCAUCGAUGGAUACACCUGUUAGCACAGCCCUGCGGGGCAGCAGUGGCAGCAACUAUACAGCUGACACCUCAGGUCUGAGCUUCAACAACCAGCUGAGCACUGCCUCACCUGUUGUGCCAAGGGUUGUUUCCAUAGUGACCAGCCUAGUGACUGCCACUACAGAGGCAACAGUGAGAACCACAGGGAACAUAUCAGUGCUCAGAGACCAAAGAGGGAGCGAGCUCAGCCAAAUCCAUCAGGCUUCGACCCCAUCGGUGCUUAGCGCUGCUGAGAGCAACUCGGUCCUGCAGGGCAUCACUGUGGCAGCUCAGGCCCUGGUACUCCUCUCCAUCUUCCUCCUCUCCAGCCUCGGUAACUCAGCGGUUGUCAUCGUCAUCAUCAAACAUCGACAGCUCCGGACAGUGACCAAUGCUUUCAUCAUGUCGCUGUCGCUGUCAGACUUCCUCACAGCUGUUCUAUGCCUGCCGUUCUCCUUCGUCAUGCUCUUCAGUAAGGACGGUAUUUGGAUGUUCGGGGAUCGUUUCUGCGUGGCCAAUGGGUUUUUCAACACCUGCUUUGGCAUCAUCUCCACCCUGACUAUGACAUUGAUCUCCUUUGACAGGUACUACGCCAUAGUCAGACAGCCACAGGCUAAAAUAGGGCGCCAGAAAGCCACUCGGUUGUUGAUAGCUGUGUGGUUAACUGCAGUCAUUUUCUCUCUGCCUUGGUAUCUGUUAGUCCGAACACCUACAGAAAUACAUAAGCGAGGUUUCUACCACUGUAUGUAUGUAUUCCACUCUGGCACCUCACGCAUGGGAACAGCCUACAGCAUCUGCCUUAUCGUCGUCUGUUAUUUACUGCCCUUUUCCCUCAUGUGUUUUUGUCAUUAUAACAUCUGUAAGACAGUUCGGCUCUCUGAAAUACGAGUCAGGCCGGUGACCACAUAUGCAUACUUACUGCGCUUCUACAGUGAAAUGCGCACAGCCACCACAGUUCUCAUUAUGAUUGUUUUCAUCAUUUUUUGUUGGGGACCGUAUUGUUUAAUGGGAUUGGUCACAGCAAUGGGGGACUACACAUUCAACCCUGCAAUGGACACAGUUGCCAUCUGGCUAGCCUGGGCAAAUGGAGCCAUCAACCCUCUGAUCUAUGCCCUGAGGAAUCCCAACAUAUCCAUGUUACUGGGGCGCAGCCGAGAGGAGGGCUAUCGGACCAGAAAUAUAGCAGCUUACUUGUCCAGCCAAACGCAGAACCGUGAAGUCCGGCUUAACCAAGCAGAGAGAAUAAGGGACCGCUAUGUGAGUCGGGUGGGGGUGAAUAAUAACAGCCGACUGUCGAGUUCAAGUCCAGGAAAAGGAGGAGGGGGAGGAGAGGUGGCAAUGUGGGCCUGUAAAAACCCUGCUGUGUUCUUCUGCAGGGAUGCCCAGCCUGACACUGCAACACUACCCAACACUGUCAGUGCACCAAAAAUGAAGACAGCUGACACCAGCCUGUGACAUUUUGGAUAAUAUUUGAACCAUCUAAUAGUUGCUUUCAUCUUAUAUGUUUGGUAUGGAUCUAAAGAAUGCUGUUGUUGGUUUGUGACAUUUACAGACUCAAAAAAAUUUUGUGAUCCAAACCACCACCUGAUUUUGUCCCAGCAAUCAACAAAGGCUAAAUCAGUUUGUAGAUGGGGUUCUACUGAAAUGUGGGAAGACAAUGCUGGUGAGGGUGAUAACUAUUCAAAAGGCUAUUGUUGUCCAGAAGUAAAAUGAUGAUGAAAUAAAAUUAAUUUAUUUGGUGAGGACACCAUGAAGUCCUGCAAAGGAUCCAUGUGCAGGACCUCUGGAACUCCCACUGUGAUUUAGUUAACCAUGAAAGGUUUGUGUUGUGCUACAAAGGUCAUCAUGUCAGAUAUCAUUUUGUAUGUAAAUGGCAAUGCAGCAUGUGGAUGUGGAAAACUGAUAAAAACUUGAGCAUUUUCUUAAUCCUAAUUCUUCCAUGCUUUAAAUGUAAUGUACUGUACAUGUCAUUUUCAGACUGUCCUCGCCAGAGAAACCACAGCAGUGGCUGUUUGUUCAAAUGCUUAAAAUGACCUAAGUUUACUGUUUCCUAACAAGCAACCUCUUUUGGUCAUGUGAAUAAUAACGAGACUGUUCUGUAUCAGAAGCAGGGUCAGGAGUAGACGGAACCUUUAAUGGCCAGCUGCUCACUCUAGAAAGUGUCAGAGCUGAGUUUGUCCACACAUCCUUGUGAAAUACAGUUUUUCUAGAAGCUUGCUGAUGUACUCUCACUUGUUGGAGAAUAACUGUAACUGGCGAGCUAACUGCUAAGAGACUAGCUAGCUAGCCACACUAGCUAAUGCUACCCAGUCACGAUGGUAAAUACUAGAUUGGAUCAGCUGGAGAGAUGAACUCUCUCGAGUGUGGUUAGGGUUAGAGUUAUGGUUAGGUUAAGAUUGGGGUUAAGGUUAGGGUUAGGUUAAGGUUAGUGUAUAGAUCUCACUAGAAUUUCGCAAAUUGCAAAUCUUUGCUUGAAUAUUUGUGUCAGUUUAUACUCCAGCAGAGCAGGUUACAUACUAAAGAAGACGAUGUGACACAGUUAAUAGGCUAUGAUAGCUUCCUCUGCUUUGCAUUCUCCAGCUCUGCAUUCAUAUGGUCAUAAAGGAGGUGGUCAAGGUGGCUGGUUGGUUGGUUGGGUGUACAAAGUGUCUGACUGGGACACAGGAGACAACAAUUGACAAUUCUGUUCUCAUGAGCAGUCAAUGUUGGUCUCUUUAAACCAUGAUGAUCUUCUAACCUUAACCAAGCAGUUUUAGUUGCCUAACCUUAACCAAACCUUUUCUGAGCAUCAGAAAAUGCUCAGAUGAUUUGUUUUUGUAACAGUCAUAUGGGUUACUUUGGAUACAGCACUGACAAAUGACCUGUUUUGUUUUUAAGGUGUGAGGACUUGUUGCAUUUGUGCCUGUCUGACUGUUGUGGCAUUAUUUUUGAGUCAUGGCGUAUGGCAUUAGUUUUUAUUGCAUUUAUGAUUGUUAAUUUUUGUAAAGGUAUUAGCUUGAAUGUGUCUCAACAUGUUUUGGGUUACAUUCUUAAAAAUAUAGCACGGAAACGUUUUAACCUUGUGAACCAGAAGUGAUCUCUGUUACAACAGAGACAAACUGUUGAAUAAUGAAUAGAUAUACUCUGAGAUAAGUUUAGAUUGCAAAUUAAGUAGUACACAUUGACAUCAGACAUAUGGAUUAGUUGACUUGAAGUGCAAUCAGCCACUUAACACAAAAUGACCACAAGUUAUCAGCAGUGGUUCACAAGUGUCAAAGUCAGUCUGUCAAUGACUACUGAGAGUUCAAGGUUUCCAGCAGGGCUACACUGUGGGGCUAGAACAGUGACAGUUAAAUUUUGGCAUUGAAAACAAAACAUGAACUUUGCAUUGAAACAUUAAAACACUUGUAUUGGAAAAAGUUGUAUUGGCACUGAAAUUAGUAUUGGCACUGAAAAAAGUUCCACUGACAAA